This is a messenger RNA of Pediculus humanus corporis (human body louse), 2178 nucleotides long. RefSeq lists its product as uncharacterized. Gene Ontology annotation, molecular function: protein serine/threonine kinase activity; ATP binding. Gene Ontology annotation, biological process: chromosome segregation; intracellular signal transduction; peptidyl-serine phosphorylation. The coding region runs from base 1 to 2178 and encodes 725 amino acids. The transcript has 11 exons. Lineage: Eukaryota; Metazoa; Arthropoda; Insecta; Psocodea; Pediculidae. The record is from RefSeq and is a predicted model, not a curated record. Gene Ontology annotation, cellular component: nucleus.
AUGUCAGCUGGAGCUCAAAUUCAACCAAUGGCUCCUCAACAAACUGUCCUUAUCCCUUCGCAAACUAGUCAGAAUCAGGACUCCAAUAUGAGUACUGGAAGUUCCCAUUCUGACAAAGAAAUCGAAUCAGCCACUCCAGAAAAACUCGCUAGACCCACGGAAAGAAAGCGAAAACGGAAAGCCCCCGAUGAUACCGGUAAUAUGCAGGGUAAAAGUAGUAGGGGGGUUAUUAAUCAAGAUAAUAAGAAAAUAAACGACUAUUUUGCCAAACAGCAGGGUACAAGUCCCGUACGGCAUGGUGGAGCAAAAAGCCCCUCAGCUCAGCCUCCGUAUCCUAUGUAUCCACCUUCCUCGCCUCAGCCAACGGGAGUUGUGAACCAAAAUCCUACGGAGUUAGGGGCUUUAAUGCAGCCUCCAAGACCUCCCUUGGGACCGACCAAAGCUCCUCCUCGGCCCACCCAAGCGACGCCGCGAACCCCCACCGAAAUAUGUUCCCCUCGACCACUAAAUGAGUUUGAAAACGCUUCAGAAUUAGAAUUAAGAAAUAAGCUAAACGAGCAUAUUAGGUCAAAUGAAGAACUUAGGCAUCAGUUGGCUACUUCUCAAAAAACUAUUGAACAACACAAAAGCCACAUAGAUAAGUGUAUUGAAGUUGUAAAAAAACUUUUAAAAGAAAAAAGUAACAUAGAAAAAAAAGAGGCUAGGCAAAAAUGUAUGCAAAACCGAUUAAGGCUUGGACAAUUUGUGACGCAGAGGGUGGGAGCUACCUUUCAAGAAAAUUGGACGGACGGUUACGCUUUUCAAGAAUUGGCUAGGCGGCAAGAAGAAAUAACCACUGAGAGAGAAGAAAUUGAUAGGCAAAAAAAAUUAUUAUUAAAAAAAAGACCUUCUAAUGACUCCGGUAGGAAAAGGAAUGCAAAUCCUCCUGGUUCCAUAUCCAUGCACAACGGUACUGAUGCUACAACGUUUUUAAAGCCUGACUCCCUUUCAAGUUUUACAUGGCAAGAAUACUAUGAGGCUGACGAAAUUUUAAAGCUUAGACAAAGUGCUUUAAAAAAAGAAGAUGCCGACUUACAACUUGAAAUGGAAAAAUUAGAAAGGGAAAGAAAUUUGCAUAUUAGAGAAUUAAAAAGGAUUCAUAACGAGGAUCAAUCUAGGUUUAAUUCGCAUCCGGUGCUAAAUGAAAGGUAUCUACUUUUAAUGUUACUUGGUAAAGGCGGAUUUAGCGAAGUACAUAAAGCCUUUGAUCUGAAGGAGCAGCGUUAUGUAGCAUGUAAAGUUCACCAAUUAAAUAAAGACUGGAAGGAAGAUAAAAAGGCUAAUUAUAUUAAGCACGCUUUAAGGGAAUAUAAUAUUCAUAAAGCGUUAGAUCAUCCUCGAGUUGUUAAAUUAUAUGAUGUCUUCGAAAUAGACGCCAAUUCUUUUUGUACAGUUCUUGAAUAUUGCGAUGGACACGAUUUAGAUUUUUAUUUAAAACAGCACAAAACCAUACCCGAAAGAGAAGCAAGAAGUAUUGUUAUGCAGGUGGUCUCAGCUUUAAAAUAUCUUAAUGAAAUUAAACCUCCUGUUAUUCAUUAUGAUCUUAAGCCAGGAAACAUUUUACUGACGGAAGGAAAUGUUUGCGGAGAAAUUAAAAUUACGGAUUUCGGUCUUUCUAAAGUAAUGGAUGAAGAGAAUUAUAAUCCUGAUCAUGGUAUGGAUUUAACUAGCCAAGGCGCUGGUACGUAUUGGUACCUUCCUCCUGAGUGCUUCGUGGUCGGAAAAAACCCUCCUAAAAUAUCAUCAAAAGUUGAUGUUUGGAGCGUGGGCGUUAUUUUUUACCAAUGUCUAUACGGGAAAAAGCCGUUUGGACAUAACCAGUCACAAGCGACGAUAUUAGAAGAAAAUACAAUUUUAAAAGCAACAGAAGUUCAAUUCGCUAAUAAACCGACCGUUUCAAACGAAGCUAAAAGCUUCAUUAGAAGUUGUUUGGUGUACAGAAAAGAAGAAAGGAUAGACGUAUUUGCAUUGGCCAGGCACGAAUAUCUCCAACCUCCUGUUCCUAAACACGGGCGAAAUCAAAAUUCUCAAGCCCAGCAACAGCAACAACAACAACAGGUUCAAGCUCAACAACAAAUUCAACAUUCUUCAUUUUCAGCAGGUAUGUUUAGCGGAAUGAAUGCAUCCAGUUCUUCAUAG